This is a messenger RNA of Anopheles stephensi (Asian malaria mosquito), 4570 nucleotides long. RefSeq names its product palmitoyltransferase Hip14 (gene Hip14). Gene Ontology annotation, molecular function: protein binding; palmitoyltransferase activity. NCBI's taxonomy places the organism in Eukaryota, Metazoa, Arthropoda, Insecta, Diptera, Culicidae. The record is from RefSeq and is a predicted model, not a curated record. Bases 332 to 2194 code for a protein of 620 amino acids. The transcript is spliced from 4 exons. Gene Ontology annotation, biological process: protein palmitoylation. Gene Ontology annotation, cellular component: Golgi membrane.
AGCAAGAAGAUGAAAAAAAUCGAAAUUUGCGGAUUGAUAAAAAGUGCGAUUAAUGAUUUUAUAGUUUUAAGAACACCAACUAUUUACUCCCACUGAACAGUGUUUUUUCGGCCGGCGGCAGAACGGAGAACGGAAUACGCCCAGGGGGGCAAUUUAUCGGUUGAGUGCGGUGGGUCGGAAGUAAUCGGCCAUCGGUUCAAGUUCGCUGAGCGUGAAAAUAUAUUAGCUUCUAGCUAGUGGCAGCAGCAGCAACACCAUCAUCGCAGAGACCCCUCCUUGUGGCUUCAUCGCGCAGGAGGUCCUGUAACGGGUUGGCCGCACCACGGCAACAAUGUACCAGAGCGCUUGUAGUGCAGCCGCCGGCGGUUGCUCGGAACCGGAGCGCCACGAUCGGGAUGGGUUGAUAACGCACGAAACGGCGGUAGCCCCGGUCGAGCACGACUACAGUGGGUUCGAUAUCGUGAAGGCAACACAGUACGGUGCGAUAGCACGCGUCAAGGAGCUCAUCGAGGCGGGCUGGGAUGUGAAUCAGCCGGACAGCGAAACCGUAACGCUGCUGCAUUGGGCGGCGAUUAAUAAUCGUAAAGAUAUCAUAAAAUAUUUCCUCGAUAAGGGUGCGAUCGUGGAUGCGGUCGGGGGUGAGCUGAGCGCUACACCGUUGCACUGGGCCACACGGCAGGGUCAUCUCGGUGCGGUGGUACUGUUGCUGGCGGCCGGCGCCGAUCCGAGCCUUCGCGAUGCGGAAGGCUGUUCGUGCAUUCAUCUGGCCGCCCAGUUCGGGCACACGGCACUGGUGGCGUACUUUAUAGCGCGGGGUGUGAAUCCCGAUUUGCAGGAUCGCGGUGGCAUGACAGCGUUGAUGUGGGCAGCGUGGAAAAUAUCCGCCCUCGAUCCGGUCCGAUUGCUGCUGACGCUGGGCGCAAACCCGAGCCUGGCGGAUCACACGCAUGGCAACACGGCACUGCACUGGGCCAUCCUUGCGCGUAACGCAACCGCCAUCAGUACGCUGGUGCUGAAGGGUAAGGCAAACAUGGAAGUACCGAACCUGCGUGGUGACACACCGCUCACGAUGCUACAGCCGCACCUCGGUUCGAUUUGGAUCGGUUCGAAGGUGUCCGACCGGAUCCGGGAACUGACGCAACAAUCGCACCGACGCAACCUGCUCGUACGCCUGACGCUCGACAAACGGUUCCGCUGGUGGAGCAUGAUAGCGACCCCGUUUCUGGUGUUUUAUCUCGUCGGGCUAGUGUUCUGUGCCGACACGCAGAUCAUCAUUAAGAUUUUCCUGCUCGCCUGUCUGUACAGUGUGUCGUACACGAUGGGGCAGCAUCUGUUCGACGAGAAUCUGAUGGCGUUGCUACCACUGAGCGUGUAUAUGGCCACGAAGCUGUGGUUUUACGUUACCUGGCUCACGUACAUCGCACCAACCGUAUCGUUCCUCGCAUCGAUGGCGUUCCUUGCCUGCAGUGCAGGGCUGUGGGUAUGUUUCCUGAAGUCUUGGCGCGGCAAUCCGGGCGUAAUUCAGCCGACACAAGAACAACGGUUUAGGACCAUCAUUGAACUUUCCGAGCGUGGUGCAAGUGGAUUUGAACCGUCGGCUUUCUGUUCCGCCUGUCUAGUCCGCAGACCGGUACGCUCGAAGCAUUGCUCCGUGUGUGAUCGAUGCGUUGCCCGGUUCGAUCACCAUUGCCCGUGGGUUGGCAACUGUAUCGGUGCGAAAAAUCACAAAUACUUUAUGGGCUUCUUGUGGAUGCUUCUGAUCAUGUGUGGCUGGAUGCUGUACGGCGGGUCAAACUUCUACGUACAAACGUGUUCCGUCAACAUGGACGAUGGCUUAUGGUCCGCACUGCAGGCGAUCGGGUCCUGCAAUCCUUGGGUCGGUUGGGUGAUGGGAAACGCGCUGCUUCACAUGUCCUGGGUCACGGUGUUAACGAUCUGCCAGAGCUACCAGGUCGUGUGCCUCGGUAUGACGACGAACGAGCGUCUGAACCGUGGCCGAUACCGGCACUUCCAGGCCAAGGGUGGCAAGAGCCCGUUCAACCGUGGUCCGCUGAAAAAUCUGUUCGAUUUCCUCGAGUGCAGCUGUUUCGGGCUGGUGCAACCGCAACACACGGACUGGAUGCAAUUUUUUGAGUUUGAUAAGCACGUCGAACACGAGCCACUGUUGCGACCCGAUAACUUUCAGUACGUCUGAGUUAAGCUCAGCAGCAGCAGGGCAGCCGUUCAACCCGCCGACCGGCAACCGGAAGUACCGGAAGCGUCCACCGAACCCGGAGCGCGAGCUGGCAACGUUGCUGAGGAACGAAACCAUCAGCACGAUGCUGAAGUGUGGCCGAAAAACGAAACUGUACUAGUGGCGUCCGCAGCAACCGUCAGCAAGGUGGCUGCGGUGUAGAAGGGAAGGGUUUACCGGACGUACAUUUGCGGCAUUUCUCCUCGCUUCUACUGGUGUACAGUGAUAUCCUUGUGUUCCUGCAUUACUACGCAGCCUGCCCGGCACGCCUCGUCCAGUGGCGCAUUUUUGUUUCAAAAUACGCUUUCAGCUGUCUGAUGUAGCCAAUCCAGUUGGCAUGAGGUUUUCGUUUCUGUAUUCUGAGGCGCUGCCACUGGUCGAAAGGUACAGUUUUGGUGUGCGCUCUAGUAUUUGUAUUUCGUUUUCCUAUAAUUUUAAACACCGUAACACGCGUAAGAGGAUGAAGUGAACAAGGCUUUAGAUAGGAGUUAAGAAGAUUGCGGAGCAAAAAUCCCGCGUAAGAAACGCUUAAAGUGAACAGAACAAACCGAUAAAUACGAAACAAAAAAACACACAGACACAAAACAGCAUACCAAUGAAAAUCACCGCUAUCAAAUAUGAAACAACAAAGCGUACAGCUUCGGCUUGUGGCCGAUGUGAGGGCGGAAAGGAAAGUUAAGGAUGAGUUGCGGGAGGUAUAAGGCACACAAGUUAGUAGCAUUUAAGAAGAAGAAAAAAAACCUAUAGUGGGGUUCGCUAAAAAGGUUCGUCCCCCAAAAAGGGGUUGGAGUAACACACACACACAUACAUACACACACCAAUGCAAUUAUCGAUGAAAAAAUAGUAGUUUUUCAUCAACUAAGCUCCAAUUCAUUCCAUGGAUCAUAUGUGUGAAAAUAGCAAAGCGCGGACGCAACCUGAGUGUAAAGUAAAAAAAAAAAGAAAAAGCUCGCGAAAAGGGCGACGAUGAUGAUGAUGAUGAAGAUCACAACAACAUUAGACGUAGCAGUAAAAUUACCAACAUUUGGAACGAUUUGUAUGUAUGUAAACGGAAUCAAAAUUGAUUGCAUUCAAUAUCCCACUACCCACGUCCCACGUUGAAGGGACAUUUAAAAAGUCCGUGGUGUAUAAAAAAAAUUGUUUCUGUCAAUUUUGUCAUCCUUUAGCAAAAUCCGACCAGGACAGAAGGAAGCAAGGAUGUAACAAAAAAAAAGUGAACUAUCGAAUCGAUUCAGGCGAAUCAAGCAAUAGAGUGUUCUUUUUUGUUUAUUUUAUUAUUUCUCUUUCCAACCAUAUUGACUAUUGAACUAAAAUGCACGUGUAGAUAGUGUUAAAAGAAGAAGAAAAAAAACUUUACCGGGCGCUAAACAAACCAACAAAAAAUACCAAACCUGGCGCUCGCAUGUUGUUAUGCUAAACGUAUAGUCAGAAAGGAGUGCGUGUGCGUGAGUGCGUGUGUUUGAAAAAGAGGCCGCAGGCUAGAGGGCUCUUUUUGCUUUAGUCAAAUGGUUUGUGGCGUUUGGGAUUUCGUUAAGCUAAUAUCAUUAAGAAACGAGCAUGGCAGCAAAAGGGUGUUUGUGUACGGUUGUCCCUUACCGGAACUUUACCUCUUCCAUUCAUCCUUAUCAUUAUCGUAGCGGAAGGUUUAGCGGUGUCUUCUACCGAUAGGCGUUAGCAUUCAGGACAAAUGUUUCGCAAAGCAGGGGCAACGUACCUCCAACCGUCCCAAUUAAGUAUAUGAGUAAAAUACUUUCUAUGACUCCAGCACGAUUAGCUUUUGCCCCGAUCAGACAAGCGGAAAUAUUGCAAUUGCAUUUCGUAACUUUGCACAGUAUCAUACUUCGUACCGCUUUAAAAAUAGUUUUCCUUUCUUAAUCAUUCUAGUCAUACCGUAGCAGAGAACAAACGCAUCUUGUAUAAUCGAACAGAAGGAACAGAACAUAGUUAAGGCAAGGCUAAGGUGAAGAGAUGCAAAUUCUUCCAAGUAGCAUAAAAUGAAAGCUUCUUGCUUGUUUUGCCUAUCGUAAAAUGUACACUCCUUGGUUCCUUUCGGCACAGAAAAGAAAAACAUGGAACGAUCUAGCCCACAAUUUGGCAGGUAUAUCAUACUUACCAUUUAAGCACACUCACACGCGCGGCCCAUUGCAGCCACCGACCGAUGGAGCAAUAUAGGACGGAGUGAAAAAAAAAUGGCCGGACGAAAGGACAAAUAUAGCCGUAUUUAGCGAUAAUAUGUAAUGUUAACCACAAACUUGAAGUUCCAUUCUUCUAUCGCACACCCACAAAGCACAGGCAAUACUAUUAAAAAAUGAUAAUAGAUAAAGAAUCAAUAACCGA